AUGGAUCACCAGGACAGCUCGCCACCUAGAUUCAGAAACUCCGGCUCUAACAGAACCACCACAUAUAACGGCAGCACCCUGCCUACGAUGCCCAAGAGCGCUACACCAACAUCAAGCUCAACAACAGUUACCACCCAUUUGCAAAACAUCAAGGAAGAGGAGGUUAGUGAUGACGAACUUACUCAAGUAGAUCGGUCAUCACCUCGUGUCUUAGGAAGAAUUUCGUCUUCGUCUUCGUCUUCAUCCAACAUUUAUUUGCGCGACAACCUGGAUAUGCUACACGAUAUGGGCAAAUCAACCACUCAUCUCUCCUUAUCCACGCCCAAUCUGCAUGAGGAAAUUGGCAUUCUCAGCGAUAAAGGUAAUAGUAAAGAAGAAUUGGCUUUGUUGCCACCUUUACCCCACACGGGUGAGUUGGAAAUUACUCCACAAUUUGAUAUUAAUGAGGCUAUUUUUGACCAGGAUGACAUUAGUCACUCAUCAAGGCUAGAAGUGGAGGACGUGUUAGCGAAUAUGACGAAUUCCAGUGAAGAUGUCACCAAAGAAGCUCAGGAUUUUGCUAUGAAAGAUCGUGAUCAGGACAUGUCGACAAAAGACAAUUCCGAUUUGAGCGAUGCCAUUCUUGACAACCAAACAUCCUUCGAUCUCUCUAAAGCUCUGGAGAUGACUAGCCACUCAAACAUUUCCAACAUCAUUCACAAUUCUGGUUCUGAAGGGAGAACUUCAAGAACUCCAGUGAGCACUGUCACUUUGAAACCAUAUGUUUCGUCUCUUGCCAGUGGGGAACGUGAAGAAAACACGACUCCAUCUUCCUCCACGUCCGAUCACGCGGCCACCAUACAGUAUGAUCCUGAUAAAAUCCUAAAUCUCGCCCCGGUUUCGCCUUCCUCUCUUUACGAGCAACAACAGAGCAGUAGAUCAUCGAGAGAAAGAAGUAAAUCGAAUUCUAGCACGCUGGCAUCUACGCUGAGAGACACGAUCAUUUCAGGAAUGCCUCAAAGUAGCAAAGCUGUAGAAAGAAAAUUGUCGAGAAAGAGUAAUCGGAGUGGGAAAAAUACAGCGACCUUUGGAGAGCGUCUUCAAAAAUUGCCACCUUUGCACACCCAAAAUUCUAGCCAAUAUGUCAUGGCGAUAUCUGUUGAAAAUGGUAUUGGUGCGCAAAUCCGCAACAUAUCUACGCCAACUUCAAGUACUCAAACUCCAGUUGCAUCUCAAUCCGAAUCUGCACUGAGGAGUGAAGAGAAGAAAAUGCCUUUUUUGAGGAGGGCCUCUAGUGCCCUCUUAAGAAAGACGUCUGUCAAGAACAGCACUAGUCUAACCAGAACGCAUACACCCUUAUCGACACCUCAAACGUUUGAGUCGAUCUCAAAAAAUUCUCAGCAUGAUCCUUUGCUAAUUCGACGAUCUUUGGAUACUGAAAAUAAACUCCCAAGAAGGCAGCUUUCAUGUUCUAAGUCCUAUUCGCGUCUGGAUUCCGACUCUAUGGUUGCAAACAAUUAUCGACCUUCCAAAAAGGUCUUACGGACCACUUCGAAUGAUGUCGAACAAGUCUAUAGAAAGACAUCCUUGGGGUCUAAGAUCAAAAGAGGUUUCACUAGAAUACUGAGCGACAGUAAUAGCGGGAGGGAAGCUAUCGAUCAGUCGCCAAAAAUAAAAGCUGUCGCGGGACCUGCGGCAUCGCCUUUAACCUCUUUAUCCACUGUGAAAAGUCAUCCGAUAACAGCAAGUCCUAAAGAAGAUAACCGGGUCUCGAUAGAUGACGUGGGUACAGUUGACCUAAGGUCAACGUCCUUUUCACAGCCAUCGAGUUGUGUCAUUUCCCCAUCACAUGAAGAGAUACAGAGUAAAAUUCCGAAAAGGUCGGCAAGUAGAAAAGCACUGUGUAGAAGUUCAAGCAAGAAAAACAUACUGUCUGAACAGCAAACAAAGGGAAGUGAAAUUUAUUUGGAUAAAGAAGCCUUAAAAGAUUUUGUUCCAGUGCUUUCCAUCACUGAAGACACCCAUCGCAUCAACCGUUCGUCUUUACAAACGCAAUCCACUAUCGGGUUAUGCAUCGAUAAUCUAAGAAAUAAAGAAGGCCUGAAACUCGAUACCAAGGAAUACGUGGAAAUCCUGACUCAACAACAACGCAGGGAAGAUGAAAGAUACGCCAUUUUGGAAAUGAAAUUUGCAUCUUGUGCAUGGUGCAGUGAUAAGGACCUGCAGUACUUGAAAAGAAAAAGAAUCUCGAUGAACAAGAUAUGGUCUGACUAUGUCCGCAUUUACCGUGAAAAGUUGAACAGCCUGUAA
Saccharomyces kudriavzevii IFO 1802 is the source of this 2289-nucleotide messenger RNA. RefSeq lists its product as uncharacterized. Lineage: Eukaryota; Fungi; Ascomycota; Saccharomycetes; Saccharomycetales; Saccharomycetaceae. The record is from RefSeq and is a predicted model, not a curated record. Bases 1 to 2289 code for a protein of 762 amino acids. The transcript has a single exon.